Molecule: messenger RNA, 1887 nt
Organism: Drosophila hydei
Lineage: Eukaryota; Metazoa; Arthropoda; Insecta; Diptera; Drosophilidae
Product: transmembrane protease serine 9
Exons: 5
Coding region: 1-1887 (628 amino acids)
Biological process (GO): proteolysis
Molecular function (GO): serine-type endopeptidase activity
Source: RefSeq, a predicted model, not a curated record
AUGUUUGCAUUUUUGCGAAUUUUAUUACUUUGUGUGCAUUUGUUGCAUUUUAAAACGAUAUUAGCCGAGGAUGUGCCAUCGAUAAGACCAACGACAACAGCAACAGCAACAUUAUCGGAUCAAAUUCUACAAACAAAGGCAGUUGAAUCCCUAGCCGCGUCCAAUGCUACAUUCGAACGAGAUUUUAAUGCCCCCGAGGAUGCAUCUUUUUCGCCAGGCACAAGCCGGUUGCAGCGACAACUUUUAUUUGAUCCGAGCUUGUUUCUACUGCAGGCCAGCCUAGCUGGUGCUGGAAUCUGGGAGGGCUCCAGAUGUUUCAACUCAAGGGCCCAGCCUGGCAUAUGCGUUCGCAUCGAUAGCUGCCGAUCGUAUUAUCGCGCGGUGCGGCAAUUGUCUAUUUUAGCAGUACGUCAGUGGCAGUCGCCCAUUGGCCCACUCGGCUUUGGCUCUGAUAUAUGCAACUUUUACGAUCAGCUUGGACGCGUUAACAAUGGCAUAUGUUGCCCAAACAUGGAUACAAAGCCAUUAGGCAACAAUCCAAUAUCGACGACGACGACAACAACGACAACGACAACAGAGAAGCCCCUGAUGGGUGGCGAUGAGAUUGACGAGGCUGAUGAAGGGGAGGAGCCAGAACAGCCGCAGGACAAUGAAAAUCCUGCAGAGAUUGACACAGACCCAAUUGAUACUCCCCAAAAUAGCGUUGAGGAUAUGCCCGACUUUCAGGAUAUAAACAACAUCGAAGCCAAUGCCCCCGAGCUGCAACCAGCACCAACGCCAUCGACCACGCCUCCAACGACCGCCGUCUUUCCCUAUCAAUGGCCCUUCGGCAACUUUGCCGGAGGCAUUCCACAGUGGCCGCCACCAUUGCCCACACAUCCGCCCACCGUGGGCGGUUGGCCACCGCCGAUACCGACACAUCCCCCAAGCCAUCAGUACCCAACGCAUCCGACCUCACGACCUAUUGCAACAACGCCAAGUUCUGUGCUAACUACUCGUCGUACUACACCACGUCCAUUGGGCAGACCUCCUACCACCACGCGGCGCCCCAGCUAUCCCACGACAGCGACGACGACAACGCGUCGUCCAACAAGCGGCUUCAGCCCGGAAGGCUUGCCACUGCAGUGCGGCAACAGGAACCCGGUGUCACCCGAUCAGGAACGCAUUGUGGGCGGCAACAAUGCCAGUCCGCAUGAAUUUCCCUGGAUCGCCGUGCUCUUCAAGUCCGGCAAACAGUUCUGUGGUGGCAGCUUAAUAACCAACAAUCACAUUCUUACAGCAGCACAUUGUGUGGCAAGAAUGACCUCAUGGGAUGUGGCCGCAUUGACAGCUCAUCUGGGGGACUAUAACAUACGUACGGACUUUGAGGUGCAGCACGUUUCGCGUCGCAUCAAACGACUCGUGCGGCACAAAGGCUUCGAAUUUAGCACUCUGCACAAUGAUAUUGCCAUUUUGACGUUGAGCGAGCCGGUGCCGUUCUCCACCGAGAUCCAACCGAUUUGUUUGCCCACCUCGCCAACCCAACAGUCCCGCUCCUAUAGCGGGCAGUUGGCUACGGUCGCCGGCUGGGGUAGUCUGCGCGAGAAUGGACCUCAGCCAUCGAUUCUGCAAAAGGUGGAUAUACCUAUCUGGGCGAAUGCGGAGUGCGCUCAUAAAUAUGGACGUGCUGCGCCCGGCGGCAUCAUCGAAUCAAUGAUCUGUGCCGGUCAAGCAGCCAAGGACUCGUGCAGCGGCGAUUCUGGCGGCCCGAUGAUCGUCAAUGAGGGCAGCCGCUACAUACAGGUGGGCAUCGUCUCGUGGGGCAUUGGCUGUGGCAAAGGACAGUAUCCUGGUGUAUACACUCGUGUCACCUCGCUGCUCCCAUGGAUUUACAAGAACAUCAAAUGA